CAAAGGAUCCACACAGGAGAAAAAUCUCAUAAAUGCAUGGAGUGUGAAAAGAGCUUCAGUCAGAGGAGCAACCUUUACAGACAUCAAACAAUCCAUUGGAGGGAGAAACUGAAGAAAUGCCUGGAGGGCGGAGGGUCCUUUGGAAGACCUGGAAAUCCCCCAAUGAUCCAGGAGGGAGGAAAGAAAUAUCAAUGCCCGGAAUGCGGAAAGAGCUUCAAAAAAAAGGGAGAUUGUAAAAGGCAUCUAAAUAUCCACUCAGGAGAAAAGAAAUACAAAUGCCCGGUAUGUGAAAAAUCUUUCAAAACAAAUGACAAUUUUCAAAGGCAUCUAAGGAUCCAUUCAGGAGAAAGAAAAUAUGAAUGCCCAGAAUGUGAAAAAUCCUUUAAAACAGUUCAAAUCCUUGAAAAACAUCAAAGAAUGCACAAGCCGAAUAUAUGCCUGGAAUGUGGAAAGAGCUUCAGUCAAAGAGGAAGUCUAGUUAUCCAUCAAAGAAUCCACACAGGAGAAAAAUCCUACAAAUGCCUGGAAUGUGGAAAGAGCUUCACUAGUGCUUCAAACCUCUGGCGACAUCAAAUAAUCCACACAGGAGAAAAACCACAUAAAUGCCUUGAAUGUGGAAAGUGUUUCAGUAUGAGAGGAAGUCUGUAUAGACACCAAAGGAUUCACACAGGAGAAAAACCACAUAAAUGCCUUGAAUGUGGAAAGUGUUUCAGUAUGAGAGGAAGUCUGUAUAGACAUCAAAGGAUUCACACAGGAGAAAAACCACAUAAAUGUCUGGAGUGUGGAAAGAGCUUCAGUUACAAGGGAAAUCUUGAUACCCAUCAAAGAAUCCACACAGGAGAAAAACCUUAUAAGUGCCUGGAGUGUGGAAAGAGCUUCCGUUGUAGCAGCAACCUUUAUAAACAUCAAAGACUCCGUUUACAAAAUCCAUACCAAUGUGUGAAAUGCAAAAAAUACUUCAAAACAAUUCAAUUCCUUGAAAAACAUCAAAGAAUCCACACAGGAGAAAAACCUCAUACAUGUCUGGAAUGUGGAAAGUGUUUCGGUAUGAGAGGAAGUCUGUAUAGACAUCAAAGGAUUCACACAGGAGAAAAACCACAUAAAUGUCUGCAGUGUGGAAAGAGCUUCAGUCACAAGGGAAAUCUUGAUACCCAUCAAAGAAUCCACACAGGAGAAAAACCUUAUAUGUGCCUGGAGUGUGGAAAGAGCUUCCGUUGUCGAAGCAACCUGUAUAAACAUCAAAGACUCCAUGUACAAAAACUGUACCAAUGCAGGGAAUGCAAAAAAUACUUCAAAACAAUUCAAAUCCUUCAAAAACAUCAAAGAAUCCACACAGGAGAAAAACCUUAUUAAUUUUCUGGAGUGUGGAAAGAGCUUCAGUCAGAAAAGAACUUUCCCAGCAUCAAAUAAUCCAUUAGUGAGAAAAACCACAUAAAUCUCUGGGCUGUGGCAAGUGUUUCCGUUCAAAAGGAAGACUUCGUUCACAUCAAACAAUCCAUUCAGAGAAAAACCAUAUAAAUGUUUUGAGCGUGGAAAGAGCUGUACUGAGAGUAGAGGCCUCCAUCGACACCAAAGAAUUCAUGUGGGAGAAAAAUGAAAAAUGAUAAACAUGCCUGAAUGUGAGAAGUUACAGAGUGUAUCUCAGAAAUAGAAUUGAAUUGCGUAUUUAAUAGUGUGAAUAGACAGGCUAAGAAUUUGUCUCGAGAGCACAACCUCUCAGUGUACCUACAAAGCAAUAGAAUAAGGAUAUUCAUGAUAAUAAUUGUAAUGAUUCUACUAUGAGGGUUGAGUAAAGAAGAUAAGGGUAAAUAAUAACUGCCAAAUAAGGGACUUUCCCAGGCUGAAUAACAAAGGGCUUUUUCAAUUUUAUAUGCCUUUUCAACUGGCUGAAAUUGUACCUUUUCACAACUGACAGGUGACUCAUUAUGCCAUUUCCCACAUGAAUGUUCUUUUAAUGCAAUGCUCAUUUCAUUUAUGCUUAAUAUUAUGGGAUGUUACUGUCUAUGUCUCUGAUGUAACUGUAAUAACUGAGCAGGAUGAUUUCUUCCAUGCAAUCAAUUCAUGUUUUCUUCUUUUUGUGCUAUAUGGAGUAUAAAAUGAAACCCAAUUCUCUGUACUGAAUUCCCUCUUUUCAUUCAUGGAAAUGUCUUUGCUACAAUACUCUAAUAAAUUGCCUUUAAAAUUUCA
This is a messenger RNA of Thamnophis elegans (Western terrestrial garter snake), 2187 nucleotides long. RefSeq names its product zinc finger protein 420-like. The record is from RefSeq and is a predicted model, not a curated record. Gene Ontology annotation, cellular component: nucleus. NCBI's taxonomy places the organism in Eukaryota, Metazoa, Chordata, Lepidosauria, Squamata, Natricidae. The transcript has a single exon. Gene Ontology annotation, biological process: regulation of transcription by RNA polymerase II. The coding region runs from base 37 to 1353 and encodes 438 amino acids. Gene Ontology annotation, molecular function: RNA polymerase II cis-regulatory region sequence-specific DNA binding; DNA-binding transcription activator activity, RNA polymerase II-specific.